Messenger RNA from Plutella xylostella (diamondback moth), 995 nucleotides. RefSeq names its product hydroxypyruvate isomerase-like protein Gip (gene Gip). Gene Ontology annotation, biological process: glyoxylate metabolic process. Gene Ontology annotation, molecular function: hydroxypyruvate isomerase activity. The record is from RefSeq and is a predicted model, not a curated record. NCBI's taxonomy places the organism in Eukaryota, Metazoa, Arthropoda, Insecta, Lepidoptera, Plutellidae.
GAUAGGUAAAAGAUAAGUGUGUACAACACUUGCGGUUAAAAUUUACAGAUUGAUAACACCACCGGUUCCUGAUAUCUUUCAUAUAAAUAAGACAAGAGGGUUAUUUUGAGGUUAUUCACCAUCGAAGCAAAAACAAAUGAGGAUGAAGUUUUGUGCGAAUCUAUCGUUUAUGUUCAGUGAGGGAAGUACUAUUUUGGAACGGUACGCGUUGGCUAAGGAUGGAGGGUUUAAGGCUGUGGAAACUGGGUUCCCGUUUGGACACACCUUGGAGCAGGUCAGGGCGGCUAAAACUAGUUCUGGCUUGGAACAAGUACUGAUAAAUCUUCGUACUGGGGACCUCAGUAAAGGCGAGCUUGGAGUGACAGCAGUGCCAGGAAAAGAGGACCAAUUCAAGGCUGACCUCCAUGAAACAAUCGACUAUGCAAAAGCGCUUGGCGCGAGGAAAAUCCAUAUUAUGGCGGGAAAAUUGGACCUUGUCACAGCAAAGAAUUGGGAGACUUACGAGAGCAAUCUGAAGUAUGCAGCUGAUGUUCUGAAGAAAGACAAUAUUGUUGGAGUCAUUGAGCCCAUCAACCAGCAUUCGGUGCCUAAAUACUUCUUGAGUGAUUACAAUAAAGCUGUAGACAUCAUCAAGCGAGUAAACAGCCCUCACUUAAGACUUCAGCUGGACAUAUUUCAUUUACAACACAUUUGUGGAGACCUCUCGCACAACAUCAAGACUCUGAUGCCUUAUGUGGGCCAUGUGCAGAUAGCCCAAGUACCAAACCGCAACGAGCCAGACACAGACGGAGAGAUCAACUACAAGUACAUACUGAAGCACAUAGAGAGCUGCGGGUACACGGACUGGGUCGGGCUCGAGUACAAGCCGGCGGGAGGGUCGAAAGACGGACUCGGUUGGGUCAAAGACUUCGGAUAUACACUGUGAUUACUGAUGAAUUGAUGAUGAAGAGUAAAAAUAUUUAAAGGGUCUUUUGAACAAUAUAUUGAUGAUACUA